Molecule: messenger RNA, 1295 nt
Organism: Danaus plexippus (monarch butterfly)
Lineage: Eukaryota; Metazoa; Arthropoda; Insecta; Lepidoptera; Nymphalidae
Gene: NGR-A32
Product: tachykinin-like peptides receptor 86C
Exons: 10
Coding region: 1-1116 (371 amino acids)
Biological process (GO): G protein-coupled receptor signaling pathway
Cellular component (GO): plasma membrane
Molecular function (GO): tachykinin receptor activity
Source: RefSeq, a predicted model, not a curated record
AUGCCGCCAUGGGCACACAACUCAUGGGUUUGUUUGUUUGCUGCCAUGCUCACCGUUGCGAUCGGAGGAAACGCUAUCGUCAUAUGGAUAGUUACAGCUCAUCGUCGAAUGAGAACUGUGACGAACUACUUCUUGGUUAAUCUCUCCUUCGCUGAUUUGAUGAUGGCGUCUCUUAACUGUCUCUUUAACUUUAUCUACAUGCUACAUAGCGACUGGGUGUUUGGUGUUCGUUACUGUCAGCUCAGUAACUUUAUAGCAAACGUAACGGUUGCUGCAAGCGUGUUUACACUUACGGGAAUAUCAUUCGACAGGUAUCAAGCAAUCGUACGGCCGAUGAGACCGCGGAUGUCUAAGACGUGUUCCCUCGUCAUGAUCGCCGGUAUUUGGGUCAGCGGUAUGCUUCUUGCUAUACCGUGUCUUCUUUACUCCACCACAAAAGAAUACAGGUCAAAAGGGACAUUAAAGACGGCGUGUUUAUUGUCUUGGCCGGAUGGUCUUCCUGAUGUGUCGUAUAUGGAUUUCAUGUACCAGGUACUUUUCUUUGUUGUGACGUAUGCUGUACCGAUGCUGGGGAUGAUGUUCUUUUACUCCGCCAUGGGUCGGGUGCUCUGGGGAUCACGCUCCAUUGGCGAGCUAACACAACGACAAGCUGACUCAAUUCGAUCCAAAAGGAAGGUGGUUAAGAUGUUCAUCCUCGUGAUUGUCAUAUUUGGACUAUGCUGGCUUCCGUAUCAUUCGUACUUUAUUUACACGCACUUUAAUCCAUCUAUAUUAUAUAUGAAGUACAUUCAACACGUGUAUCUUGGAUUUUAUUGGCUCGCAAUGGCCAACGCUAUGGUGAACCCAAUCAUUUAUUACUGGAUGAACGCCAAAUUUAGAUCAUACUUCCGUACAGCGAUACUGUGCCGUUGGCGAGACAGUUGUUUCCGUCGCAAGAGGCAACUACCUGAGUCACCCCCGGAUUUUAUCUCCCAGUCGGGAAGCAGAUCCCGAUCAGGUUUUUACUCGUUAACGUGUAGAGGAGCACAGAAAUUCAAGAGGAAAUGCAACAGUCGCAUGGCCGCGAUCGUCUCGGGAUCUCGGCCCGAGGUCGAUGAGACAGCCUUCGCUUGCUAGCUGCCCCAGGUGCCCUCAUCAGACCUAUGAUGCUGUCAUCCAUGGACGCAAGGCUUAAAGAAAAUAUGACGUUUUGGCCCGGAUCUCAGAUUCUACAUCUUUUAAUAUUCUUUACAACUAUUAAAAGAAAAACCGCCGUGAUUUGAUGAAACUAAAUUUAUUUUAAUUUAUAUAUUUAU